Messenger RNA from Carassius carassius (crucian carp), 1662 nucleotides. Its product is annotated as dickkopf-related protein 1-like. NCBI's taxonomy places the organism in Eukaryota, Metazoa, Chordata, Actinopteri, Cypriniformes, Cyprinidae. Bases 206 to 970 code for a protein of 254 amino acids. The transcript is spliced from 4 exons. Gene Ontology annotation, biological process: multicellular organism development; negative regulation of canonical Wnt signaling pathway. Gene Ontology annotation, cellular component: extracellular region. The record is from RefSeq and is a predicted model, not a curated record. Gene Ontology annotation, molecular function: receptor antagonist activity; co-receptor binding.
GGGGAUGCUGCGCGCCUCAGAAGAACUAUUCCCAUCGUUUGCGCAGACUGAGUUCACCCAGCCUGUCUGCGCAGGCGAUGAGAGGGGCGGUGGAAAGAGUGUUUGAUGCGCUCGUACAGUCUUCUAAAAGGGGCGGGAAUAUACAAACAGUCCCGCAUGUAUAAAACUCUUGGAGACACAUGAAGUGCUGUGGAGUUUGGACAUUAUGCGUGAGAGACUGCCAGAGAAGACCAUGCGGAACAUGCUCUCACUGCUCACAGUUGUGCCUGUUUAUCUCGCGGUUUGGGGAGGAAUCACUGCAGAUGCUCAAGUUGGACCUGUGUUACGGAACUCCAUCCGGCAUCUGCCCGCAGCAUCCAGUCCGAGUGACGCAGUGAGCGCGAGCCCGCGCGUGACCGGCGCCGCAGACAGCCACGCUCCGGCGUCGCCGCACUGCGCCGCUGAUGAUGAGUGCAGGCUCGGUGAGUUCUGUAACGGCUCUCGCGGAGUUUGUCUCUCGUGCCGCAAGCGGAGGAAGCGCUGCGCUCGUGAUGACAUGUGCUGCGCUGGAAACCGAUGCAUCAAUGGUGUGUGUCAACCUGCAGAUGCUGUCGGCACGGUAGAUGCCGCUCAACCGGCUGACAACACUGAUGAGCCUAGUGUGACUGUAACACGUGGGCAGAACUUAACACAUCCUAAAAGAACUCCCAGCCUAUCGAAAGCACAGCAGCCACUCAAAGGUGGCGAGGGAGAGACAUGUCUCAGGUCAUUGGACUGUUUGAAAGGGCUCUGCUGCGCCCGACACUUCUGGUCACGAAUCUGUAAGCCCGUGCUGACGGAGGGGCAGGUGUGUACACGUCACCGGCGGAAAGGAGCUCACAGUCUGGAGAUCUUCCAGCGCUGCGACUGCGGCUCCGGCCUGACCUGCCGAGGCCAGAGAGAGAAACCCGGAGCAGAAAGCCGAAACCUCCACACCUGCCAACAGCGCUGACCCCGCAAAACUGCUCUGUGCUCCACACACACCACAUGCACACAUGCAGACACACAUGCAGUGGCGGAAAAGGAAAACUGAUUCCAAGGAAGGAUGUGCCAAUAAAAGGACUGAUCGUAUCAUAACGAUAACAUAACAGAUAAACUGCACCGUAGGGAUGUUUUUUUUAUUGUACAUUCUGCUAUUUAAGACUUUAUUCCCUGGGUCAUCACAAAAGGCAGAUUGCUUUUGUUUCCCUUUAUAAGGAACUUCUUAUUGUUCUUGCAGUAAAUUACUGUAUUGUAAAUACGUAGUCAGAAAUUGCACUUAACACUGAGCAUAUGGAUCCUGUAAAAGUAGCAUUUUAUGAUUCAACACAUCAAUAUUGCAAACAUGCAAGCCAUGUGAUUUAGAUGGUUAUCAGUACUCUAUUUUUAAUUCAAGCAAACUGUAAAGAUAUUUGUGUGAUUAAAAUAUAUAAAUGAUAUGAUAAUAACAAUUAAUGGACUUUUUACGAUUUGUACUGCCACAACGGCAAUCGAAAGAAACCACUUAGGAAGGUUUUUAUAGUCAAAUGACAUGCACUGUUUGCUUUAUUCAGCGGGUUAUGCUUCCAGCAUCAUGUAGAACUUUGCAUUGAGAAAAAAUAUAUUAUGUGUAGCAAAGUUGCUUUGGAUAAAAACGUUUGCCAAAAUAAUAAAUCUAAACGGUAA